Molecule: messenger RNA, 690 nt
Organism: Nothoprocta perdicaria
Lineage: Eukaryota; Metazoa; Chordata; Aves; Tinamiformes; Tinamidae
Gene: CSTA
Product: cystatin A
Exons: 4
Coding region: 341-637 (98 amino acids)
Cellular component (GO): cytosol
Molecular function (GO): cysteine-type endopeptidase inhibitor activity
Source: RefSeq, a predicted model, not a curated record
UAUACUAGCAAUGAAAAAAAUUACUGGCAAUAUUUUCCUUUUGAAUAUAAAGCCAAACAAAUAGAUCUGUACAAAAAACUAUUUCUUUCUUUACAUGGAAAAGCUUUUGACAGCAUAAGAAGACUUCUAAGUCCCAAACAUCCCCUCUUCACGUUGUAUACAGAGCAGAUUGUAUUCAGAGGGCUGUACUAAGGAGUUGAAUUACUCUGUCUUGUUUGCUCUGAGCACAGAGGGAUGUGUCUUACAAUGCAUGGCAAAUCACCUGGAUGAAUCUCUCUUUCUGAUGAACUUAGUGGAGCUUUAAGAGCUGCCUGCUGUUUUGGAGAGAUUGGCUGCCACCAUGGUGCCCGGCGGCUUGUCUGACACCAGGCCUGCUACCCCAGAAAUCCAACACAUAGUUGACCAGGUGAAAGAACAAUUGCAAAGGAGGACAAAUGAAAAAUAUGGCCUCUUUCUAGCCAUCGUCUAUAGGACUCAGGUGGUUGCUGGAAUAAACUACUUCAUUAAGGUGCAGGUCUCUGAUUCCAUGUAUGUCCACAUGAGGGUGUUUCAGAGCCUUCCUUCUGAGAACCAAGGCCCCAGCCUUGUCAGUUAUGAGACUGGCAAAACCAGGGAUGAUCCUCUGACUUAUUUCUGAGGAGCAGCGGGGCCUAGUUCCUCACUUCUGCAAGUCACGUGUGGAUUUGACCU